AUGGCGGCUAAUUUUUUCAGCAACAAGGCCCGAGCUGCUGCUGCUACUAAUGCGGCAGCGUCAAAAUCAAAAUCCACUACAGGCGAGGAAGAUAAGUCAAGACUCCAGCCUUGGGUGGAGAAAUACUUUAGCCGGCCAAAAACACUCGAUGAUGUAGCUGCUCAAGAUCAUACCGUAACCGUCCUGCAACGGACUUUACAAGCUUCGAAUCUUCCACAUAUGCUUUUCUACGGCCCUCCUGGUACCGGCAAGACCUCCACGAUUCUCGCCCUUUCGAAAUCUCUCUUCGGCCCCAAGCUGUACCGCUCACGAAUCCUCGAACUGAACGCUUCCGAUGAACGAGGCAUUAAUAUCGUGCGCGAUAAAGUCAAAAACUUCGCGCGCACCCAGCUUUCACACCCGCCCCCGCAAGAUUCGGAGUAUAGAAAACAAUAUCCGUGUCCGCCGUUUAAGAUUAUCAUUUUGGAUGAGGCGGACAGCAUGACGCAAGACGCUCAAGCAGCUUUGCGCCGGACGAUGGAAAGAUUCUCAAAGAUCACCCGGUUUUGCCUCGUGUGUAAUUAUGUUACGAGAAUAAUCGAUCCAUUGGCGAGUCGUUGCAGCAAAUUCCGCUUCAAAACUCUGGAUGGAUCAGCGGCUGGCGGUCGUCUGGAAGAGAUUGUCAAGGCGGAGAAGUUGAGAGUUGACGAUGGCGUUAUCGAUGCGCUGAUUCGAUGCAGUGAAGGGGAUUUGAGAAGGGCGGUCACAUAUAUGCAGAGCGCGGCGAGGCUAGUUGGGUCCGGGCUGGCAGGGAAAAGUGGGAAGGAUGAGGGCGGCGACGAGGAGAUGCCCGACGCCGAUAGCUCGGGAGUUAUUACUGUACAGAAUGUGGAGGAGAUUGCGGGUGUUGUUCCGGAUAAUGUGGUGAAUCGGCUGAUCGACGCUAUGCAGCCCAAAAAGGGAGGCUCUGUAUACGAAGGAGUUGCGAAGGUCGUUACGGAUAUUGUGGCCGACGGUUGGAGCGCCGGCCAAAUACUGUCACAAAUGUAUCAAGCAACUGUGUUUAACGAGUCAAUUCCCGACAUUCAAAAGAACGACAUUGUUAUGAUAUUUUCUGAGUUUGAUAAACGACUUAUUGAUGGUGCGGACGAGCAACUCUCGAUAUUGGAUUUAGCACUGAGCAUUUCCGGAAUAAUGAGCCGAUCAUGA
Uncinocarpus reesii 1704 is the source of this 1188-nucleotide messenger RNA. Its product is annotated as activator 1 37 kDa subunit. Gene Ontology annotation, cellular component: DNA replication factor C complex; nucleus. NCBI's taxonomy places the organism in Eukaryota, Fungi, Ascomycota, Eurotiomycetes, Onygenales, Onygenaceae. The transcript has 4 exons. Gene Ontology annotation, biological process: DNA-templated DNA replication; DNA repair. The record is from RefSeq and is a predicted model, not a curated record. The coding region runs from base 1 to 1188 and encodes 395 amino acids. Gene Ontology annotation, molecular function: DNA binding; ATP hydrolysis activity; ATP binding.